Molecule: messenger RNA, 2657 nt
Organism: Chelonoidis abingdonii (Abingdon island giant tortoise)
Lineage: Eukaryota; Metazoa; Chordata; Testudines; Testudinidae
Gene: PARVA
Product: parvin alpha
Biological process (GO): cilium assembly; substrate adhesion-dependent cell spreading; establishment or maintenance of cell polarity regulating cell shape
Cellular component (GO): focal adhesion; cytoplasm; actin cytoskeleton
Molecular function (GO): actin binding
Source: RefSeq, a predicted model, not a curated record
AAGAGCGGGGAGCGCACACAGCGGCCUUCCGUGGCGCAGGGCGGGAGGGAAGGAGAGAGCAGGAGCUGCUUGAAAUGCUUGAAAUAAUUCCGCUUCCGUUUGGAGCAGGGAGCAGCCGCUCGCUGCAGCUGGGUUUCAAACCUGCCUCCCCUCAGCCCUGCACUCGGGCGCGGCAUGGCAACUUCUCCCCCGAAGUCCCCCUCGGCCCCGAAGUCCCCCACCACCCCCAAGUCGCCCCCGUCGCGGAAGAAAGAUGACUCCUUCUUGGGCAAACUUGGCGGGACCCUGGCCCGGAGGAAAAAAGCCAAAGAAGUGUCUGAACUACAGGAAGAAGGAAUAAAUGCCAUUAAUUUACCUCUCAGUCCAAUUCCAUUUGAACUAGACCCUGAGGACACGAUGCUGGAGGAAAAUGAAGUCCGAACAAUGAUUGAUCCAAAUUCAAGAAGUGACCCCAAAUUACAAGAGCUAAUAAAGGUAUUAAUUGACUGGAUUAAUGAUGUAUUGGUAGGAGAAAGGAUCAUUGUGAAAGACCUUGCUGAAGACAUGUAUGAUGGACAAGUAUUACAGAAAUUAUUUGAGAAACUUGAGAGUGAAAAACUGAAUGUUGCUGAAGUCACACAGUCUGAAAUUGCUCAGAAGCAGAAGUUACAGACAGUUCUUGAAAAGAUUAAUGAAACCCUUAAACUUCCUCCAAGGAGCAUCAAGUGGACCGUUGACUCUGUUCAUGCAAAAAGUCUUGUAGCAAUACUUCGUCUUUUGGUUGCAUUGUCACAGUAUUUUCGGGCACCAAUCAGACUCCCAGACCAUGUGUCCAUUCAGGUUGUUGUUGUCCAGAAACGAGAAGGAAUCCUCCAGUCCCGACAAAUCCAAGAGGAAAUAACUGGUAACACUGAGGCAUUAUCAGGAAGGUAUGAACGGGAUGCAUUUGACACUUUAUUUGACCAUGCUCCAGACAAGCUCAAUGUUGUAAAAAAGACCCUCAUCACUUUUGUGAACAAGCAUCUGAAUAAAUUGAAUUUGGAGGUUACAGAACUGGAAACCCAGUUUGCAGAUGGUGUGUACCUAGUGCUGCUAAUGGGUCUCCUGGAGGGCUAUUUUGUGCCUCUGCACAGCUUUUUCUUGACUCCUGAUAGUUUUGAACAAAAGGUCAUUAAUGUGUCCUUUUCAUUUGAGCUAAUGCAAGAUGGAGGGUUGGAAAAACCAAAACCGAGGCCAGAAGAUAUUGUAAAUUGUGACUUGAAGUCCACACUGAGAGUGCUGUACAAUUUGUUUACCAAAUACCGGAAUGUGGAGUGAGGAAUUUAUUUGGGACAGAUGAACGUCUGUUAACAAAGCAACCCAUCACAACAAACAAUCAUAUGCUUCACGGUCAUUCCUUUGCAUUUGUAUUUUUUAAAGGAGCUGAAUCAUUUCUCAGAAGUGUUUUGAACUGAUUAUUCUUGCUACGCUUAUUAUACCAUAUGCUUAAAAAAUUAGGGCUAUAUUAAACCAAAUGAAAUGAUGAAGUAAAAAAGUCUGAAGGAAGAUAAGUAGGUACCUUCUGGGGAAUUCCAUCUCUGAUUAAUAUAUCUCUAGUCUGUUUUAAAAUACUCAGAGCAACAAGCAAUAGACUUGAUAGCUUUAAUUAAACUGGACUUUGGAACCAAUUGUAGGAAGUUAUCUUCAGCUGUAUAUUAAAUAUUAAUUUGAAAAAAAAUCAGUUAUUUUUCUAAUCUGAGAGAAGACAAUAUCUUCUAUCCAUAAUAAGAUGGAUGCGUCAGGGGAUCCUGCUAACUUACUGAAUGUGUAUGGAAGGAUAACUAGGAUGGUGAUGGUUCACACUGGAGCUAAGAAGAAGAGAUCUGUAAAAAGCACUAAACCUGGUUAACUAUUUUAUGCUGUUGUAUAAAUCAAGGCAUAAAUUUUCUGAGUACUAACUGAUAUGACUACUUAUUCCUUCAGACUCGUAAUGAUGUGAUGUUCUGAUUUAAAUGUGCAUUGUCGAUCAAUCGGAACAGCACUCUUUACACCUUGUAUGCUUGAUUUUGUGCAAUGAGAAGACCUUCACUACAAAGUACAAAAUUCAGUACAGUGUCAAAACCUUAUAGUACAGACUCUUCAUAAGUAUAGGAUCUAUCCUACAAGGACACCCAGGGAUAGUAGAAACUGAAGUAAAGGAAUUGUUUUUACUUAAAAUGAAAGGUUUAGAAAAAUAUAAUUGGUAUAAAAUAUGCAGUAUGUUGGAAGGGCACAAGGAAUUAAUAAUUAAAGCCUACAUUUAAAAAAAAAUUGGGUUCCCAACUAAAAGACCUUAAAGAAGCCUGAUUUUCAGAAAGUGGGUGCUCAGUACUUACUGGAAAUCAGACCUCUUUGGGGUGCUUCAAGUUAGGCACCCAAAAAUGGAAGUACGCAAGAUCACUGUUCACUUUUGAAAAAUUAGGCCAAAAGCGCAAUAUAGUGUAAGAGUAGUGAGGCGUGUUUGAGCAUACACAUUUUAAUAAAAGUGGUAAAGAAUGAUCAAGAAAAGUAAAGUUUGUAGUGUGUCAUACUGUAAUAUUUGUAAAGCUAUUAGAUGGGAUAAAACUUAAAUACUGUAGCCUAAAAAAUACGGGAUAAACAACUUUUAUUUUUACACUGAUAUUUUGCCUUUACUUUAGAAAGAAAUUAUAUAAAUUUAA